UGUCAUUAGCUGAAGUUAAAGCAUUAAAUGCCAUCAGCGAGGUGUCUGUCCUGUCUCCUGAGCAGCUGACCGAUUUCCUACAUUUUCAACAUUCUCUUGGGAAGAUUGUCUAUUUUGACACCCCACAGUUGAGAGAUAAUGUUAUCAUAAGUCCCCUUCUUAUGGUAGAAGUUAUGAGAUCUUUCAUUACUGAUGUUGAAUUCUGGCCAAAAGAAGAUAAAACAAGAAAAACCUUCAAAAAGAUGUCGAAAAAUGGAAUGAUACAAAAAUUAGACCUAUACCAGAUUUGGGAGCAAGAAGAAUUUCGUCAGAUUUUACCAUUUAAAGAGUACAUAUUUGAUAUGCUGAUACACCUUGAUAUCGUAUCUGAACAGCGUAGAUAUGAUACAAAAACAGGAAGUCGACUACCAGUAGAACACUUCUUUGUACCCUGUAUGCUUACACAAAGAAAUGAUACAGAUUUCUUGUUACAAGAAUGUACACCAGAGAGGACUGUUAGUUUGGCCUUUGUUUUUAACGGAACCAUUAUACCUCCAGCUUUACCGAAUCGUCUCAUAUGCGCAUGUCUCAGUAUGUGGACAUUGAAGCAAUACCGUGGAAGGAAACUUAUGUUUUCUGGGUUUGUUGGGUUAUCAUUUGAUAAAGAGCAUGAUAUCGUUGUCUGUGUAGAAGGAAAUAAGAUCUUAUUGCACCUAGUCCACAAGCGCUCCAAGGGUUUGAUAAUGCCUGAUAUAGCCACCAGUGUCCGGGAUUGUUUGUUUAUUACUUUAGAGAGAAUCUCCGAAUUUUAUCAGUCCUCCAUCCAUUGUAAAGCCAGCAGCAAGUUACCCUUCCACACCGAGUAUUCCUGCUCGAAAUUAAACUGUUUCACUUCAGAAAACAAGAUGGCUUCAGAAACUGAGGAAUGUCUUUGUGAACACAGUGAAAACAUUAAAAAUAACUGGAGUAUUUGGAACAAGAAAAGGGAACAAAAGCAGUGUGAUGCUAAUUGUCAAGGUUUGAGCGAAGAUGCAUUAUCUCAGAUUCCAAGUAACACAGAGUUGCUUCGAUUGUCUGUUAAUUGUGAGACACGCAUGCUUCAUGAUUUGGCUCUUCAUCUUGGAAUGGAAGAGAUGGUAUGGAAUGACAUGGAAGACAACUACCCAGGAAAUAUACAGAUUGUCAAAUUUUUGACACUUAUGCAUUUGAAAGAGAAUGAUGAAAUCAGUUUUGCAGAAUUUAACAACGGAUUGAGAGAAAUGAAAAUAACAACACAUAAAUUAUGUGUGGUACGUCGUAGAAAACAAGUGAAAUCUAGUAUUCCUGACGAUAUUCUAGACUGUAUUCCAUCAGAUGAAAUUUUAGAUAGAUUAGCACCGCUGAUUGGCAAGAUAGUCUUUCAACUAGGAAUAGAACUUGGACUGUCUGUAGAAGAGAUAGAGAGUAUCAAAGAGAAAUGUGAUCGUGAUUUGACAGCACAGAAUAAGGAAGUGUUGUUUACAUGGAGGAAAGACAGAACAGUGAAACCUACAAUACGGGUACUUGAGCAAGUUUUUGUAAAUAUUGGUAAAGGAGCAAGGUGUUUAAAGGAAGUUGUAAAAGAUGUUGAUCCAAAUACACUUAGAGCAGUGGAAAUAGUUACAGAUAGAAUCAGAGAAAACGAAAACAGAAUCAUACAAGACAUACAAAUCAGUCAAAUUUUAGACCAUAUGAUGACACAUCUGGUGAUAUCAGCAGACGACAGACGUGAUAUUGAACAUUAUCCUCGACAAGAUGACCAAAACAAAGCAUUGCUUGCUAUAGUGAUUAAAAGGAGAGAACCUUCUUACAGUGUGUUUGUUGAUGGAUUACGUAAUUAUGGAUACGAAGAUAUCGCUAAUGAUUUGAAAUGUGAUUCACACAAAAUCAGUCCAAGUACAACAUUAUUAUCUGCUUCAAAUGAAGGCUUAUCAGACUGGAACGUUCCAUUGUAUAACAUUCGUCUACAGAAGAAUUACCUCAAGAUCAUUACUGAUAUUCAACAUAACAGCAUAGUAGAUCAUCUAAUAACAAAAGAGGUAAUGUCGGUUGAUGAUGGGAAGAAGAUAGAAUCGGGUAAAACCCCACAGGAAAAGAACAGGAAUUUAAUGGACAUGCUUUUGCAUAAAAAUGAACAUGGAUUUAAUGAAUUUAUCAAAGCCCUACGAAAAGACCCAAUUUAUGCAGAUCUAGCAGAUCAAAUAGAAAAGACAGACGUUACGAGCACAGAUAUAGCAACCCUUCAUAAAAGCUUGAAAUAAAAUAGAUGUAAUUUCAUUCAGAAAAAAAACUGUACACGACAAGACAGCUAGGACAAACACAUGUAAACAGUGAAUAGAAGGAGGUAUUGUCAAUCCAAUGUUCCGUGAUUUGGUCAUUUAAAUGAUCAAUGUGAAUGGAUUACAAUAUACUAGUAAUUUUAUAUUAUAUUAUGUAUGUUGGCGUUUGUUUUUGUUUCAGUCCAGUGUUUCUGUUGUUCUGUUGUUUUCCUCUUAUACUUGAUGUGUUUCCCUCAGUUUUAGUUUGUAACCCAGAUUGAUUUUCUCUAAAUCAAUGUAUGACUUGUGAACAACGGUAUACUACUAUUCCUUCAUUUAUAUUAAACAUAUUUCAUAUGUGAGUGUCAUGCAUAGCAAGGAAAAAGCUAAAAUAUGUACUAACACCCAUUGAACGAGUUUUCAUUCCUAAACAUAAAUCCCCUUUAUGAGUGUUCGUGCCUCAACAGAUAUGAUAACGAUGAAACAGUCAUGACAUAUUUUGUUCAAGAAAAUGAUUUUAAUGUAUUUUAAAAGAAUUAUUGGAAACCAGUAAUUACCACAGAUUAUUAAGGCCACAUACGCGUAGGGGAACAAACCUUAGUGUUUUUGAUAAUGCAAAAUUUAGUAAACAGACAAUUUGCAGACCUGGUAUUUCAAGACAACAGGGAAGUGUUGACUACUGAACUGGUGAUACCCAUGAGAACGUAACAUCCGCCAGCAGUGGCAUCAACCCGUUGGAUGUAAAAAAAACUCGUAAAGUAUACUUAGUUUAUAAUUUGUUAUGCAAGUGGAUAAAUCAGCAGAGUUCAGAAAUCAAUUAACUUUAAAAUAAUCUUCAUUUGUAUAAUUAAAAAAUACCAUUUAGAUAUCAGGAAGAGAUCAACCUGAUAAACUGCUAGAUUACCAUUGUUUUCAAAUAGAUUGCUAUUAUAAUUCUUCGCCAUGUAAUGUGUAAUGCAAGUAUCCAUCUAUAUUUGGUCCCCAUUUACAAAGGUUGCAAAGCUGAAAAUAUAGAC
Molecule: messenger RNA, 3271 nt
Organism: Mytilus californianus (California mussel)
Lineage: Eukaryota; Metazoa; Mollusca; Bivalvia; Mytilida; Mytilidae
Exons: 8
Coding region: 162-2258 (698 amino acids)
Biological process (GO): signal transduction; regulation of apoptotic process
Molecular function (GO): death domain binding; protease binding
Source: RefSeq, a predicted model, not a curated record